Molecule: messenger RNA, 3298 nt
Organism: Magnolia sinica
Lineage: Eukaryota; Viridiplantae; Streptophyta; Magnoliopsida; Magnoliales; Magnoliaceae
Product: MDIS1-interacting receptor like kinase 2-like
Exons: 2
Coding region: 30-3035 (1001 amino acids)
Biological process (GO): protein phosphorylation
Molecular function (GO): protein binding; protein kinase activity; ATP binding
Source: RefSeq, a predicted model, not a curated record
CCCACAGCACUAGCAGCAGAAAUACAAACAUGGACUCAAAAAAAUCCCUUCUCCCUCUCCUCUUCUUACUACUAAUAGCUUCCUCCAAUGAAUCAUCAUCCCCAGCAUCUGAGGCAGCAAAAGCUCUUUUGAAAUGGAAAGCCAGUCUCUCUCAAAAAGAGGCUCUCGGUUCAUGGUCCUUAAUCCCCAUUGCCAACGCUUCUGCCACCCAAGAGAGCUCUCCAUGCAACUGGACCGGGAUCUCAUGCGAUCAUGCACGCAACGUAGUUGAAAUAAACCUUUGGAAUACAAGCUUGCAAGGUAUGCUUGAUAAUUUUAACUUCUCCUCCUUUCCCAACCUCAUCAACCUUAAUCUCAGCCAAAACUCACUCCAUGGAACCAUUCCAACCCCAAUCGGUUCUCUUUCAAAACUCGUCUUUCUUGAUUUGUCCGCCAAUCAACUGUCGGGUGCCUUUCCUCCUUCACUAGCUAAUCUUACUCGCAUUCUAGAGCUCAACCUUUCUGAUAACAUGAUAACCGGUAAAAUAUACCCUCAUUUCUUCGCCAAUUGGACCAGACUCAUCUCUCUUCAACUCUAUACCAAUAAACUCACAGGAGAAGUUCCAUCAAGAAUUAGCUUGCUGAAAAAUCUUCGCAACUUGGACCUCUCCAAAAAUCAGAUAGUCGGUUCGAUACCUCCAGAAAUUGGAAUGCUUAAAGAUCUCCUCACCCUUAGAUUGCACAGAAACUAUCUCACAGGCGCCAUCCCAUCAUAUCUAGGUAAUUUGAGCAGCCUAACUACACUCAGACUGAAUGAUAAUAGGCUCACCGGUCCAAUUCCUCCUUCCCUUGGAAAUUUGAGAAGCCUAACCAAACUCUCCCUACCUAAAAAUCAGCUCACUGGUCCAAUCCCUCCAACUUUUGGCAAUUUGAGCAACCUGACUUCACUCACUGUACGCUCUAAUCAGUUAUCUGGUUCAGUACCUCCAGAAAUCUCAAAUCUAACACGUUUGGAAAAACUCACUUUGGUUGGCAACAAUUUUUCAGGCCACCUACCUGAAGUAUGCCAAGGCAAAUCACUUCGACGCUUCGCUGCGAAAGGAAACCAUUUCACUGGUCCCAUCCCUGAAAGUCUGAGAAACUGCAGCACCUUAAUAAGAGUUCGGCUCCAACAUAAUCAGCUCACUGGAAAUAUAUACCAAGUUUUUGGAGUAUAUCCUAGUUUAGAGUUCAUUGACCUGAGUUACAAUAGAUUUCAUGGCGAGCUGUCGCCUAAUUGGGGAGAGUGUCGAAACCUAACACUCCUAAAAAUCUCCAACAACAAUAUUACUGGUACAAUUCCGCUGCAAAUUGGGCAAUUGAGUAGGCUACAAGAGCUCGAUCUUUCAUCGAACAACUUAGAAGGAAAGGUUCCUAGUACCCUUGGGAGGUUGUGUAUGCUUUACAAGUUGAGUUUAAACAAUAACCAACUAUCCAGUCGGGUACCGGGUGAAAUUGGAAAACUGUCUAAUUUGGAGGUUCUUGAACUAUCGAAGAACAAACUGAGCGGGCCAAUACCUCAACAACUGGGGGACUGCUCCAAAUUGUCGUAUUUGAGCAUGAGUGAGAAUUAUUUGAAUGGAAGCAUUCCAUUUCAGAUAGGAAAUCUAGUAGGCCUACGGUAUACAUUAGACCUCAGCCAUAACUUCCUUUCGGGAGAGAUACCUGGACAACUUGGAAAACUGCACAUGUUAGAAAAGCUAAAUCUCUCCCACAAUUUGCUCUCUGGUUCCGUCCCGUCAUCUUUCAAAGAGAUGAUCAGUUUAUAUUCCAUCAACUUUUCAUAUAAUGAAUUGGAGGGCCCUCUUCCCGACAGCAAAGCCUUUCGCCUGGCUCCGUUGGAGGCAUUCGUUGAAAACAAAGGUCUAUGUGGUGAAGUGAAAGGUAUGUUACCAUGUAAUUCCUCUUCAAUAAACCCUGUUGGCGCAAAGAAAGACAAGAAAGCUGUGUUCUUCAUCGUUACUCCCACUGUAGCAGCAUUAUUUCUUCUAUUUGUAAUUGCCAUCAUUUGCUUUAUUUUUCUCCGGAAAACAAGAAAUUUAGAGAAAGGGGACAUAGAAGUAAACAAUGGAAAUCUAUUUUCAAUAUGGAAUUUUGAUGGAAAGACUGUGUAUGAAGACAUCAUCAGAGCAACCAAGGAUUUUGACAACAAAUAUUGCAUUGGGGUGGGUGGGUACGGGACAGUUUAUAAAGCAAAUCUACAAACUACUCAGGUAGUAGCUAUAAAAAAACUUCACCCAUUAGAUGGGGGUGAAGGAGUGGACCAGAGAAGCUUUAGAAAUGAGAUACAAGCACUAACAGAAAUUCGACAUCGCAACAUCGUGAAGCUCUAUGGGUUUUGUUCGCAUGCUCAGUGCUCAUUUCUAGUGUACAAGUACAUGGAAAGGGGAAGCUUAGCUUGCAUCCUCAGCAGUGAGGAAGGAGCCGUGGAAUUGGAUUGGGUGAAGAGGAUGAACAUCAUUAAAGGCAUAGCACAUGCUUUAUCAUACAUGCACCAUGAUCGCACCCCUCCUAUAGUUCAUCGGGACUUAACGAGCAAUAACAUUUUGUUGGAUUUGGAAUUUGAGGCCUGUGUCUCUGACUUCGGCACCGCUAGGCUCAUAAAACCAGAUUCAUCAAACUGGUCCGAACUUGCAGGCACUUGCGGAUAUGUUGCUCCAGAGCUUGCAUACACAAUGAGGGUGACUGAGAAAUGUGACGUAUAUAGCUUUGGGGUUAUAUCACUUGAACUCAUAAUGGGAAGGCAUCCUGGAUUUCUCUUCUCAUCCUCGGCAUCAUCAGGUGGGCAAGAUACAUUGUUGAUGGAUGUGUUAGAUCAACGUCUCCCGCUUCCCGUGCCUCAAGACAGAAAGGAUGUGGUUUCUGCUGCGAUGUUGGCACUUGCAUGCUUGCGUGCCAAUCCUCACUCUCGGCCCACCAUGCGGCACGUGUCGCAGGAGCUAUCUGCAGGCAAGGAUCCUCUUCCUGAAGCUUUCCACAAGAUUAAAUUGUCUCAACUGUCGGAUAUCCUGGUGUGAUUGAGUAAUAGGAGGAGAUGACAGGGAAGAAAAGGAAAAACCAUGGAAUAUGGAGCAGAGUCAUCUACCUAGUGAGCCUUUCAUCAAUGGUUUUUCUAUUUUAAAAUAGAUAAAUACACCUACUCAGGGGAAAGCAUCAACCUAACCCACACAUAGCACGGAGAAAUAUCAAUUUGUGGAUGUUGAAGUGUUUGUAUAUUUGUGUCCUUAGAUGUUCCUCUUGUAGUUGUACGUUGAUAUUGAAGCAUUUGUCUAUUCUUUGA